This is a messenger RNA of Solenopsis invicta (red fire ant), 10705 nucleotides long. RefSeq names its product calcium-activated potassium channel slowpoke (gene slo). Gene Ontology annotation, molecular function: large conductance calcium-activated potassium channel activity. NCBI's taxonomy places the organism in Eukaryota, Metazoa, Arthropoda, Insecta, Hymenoptera, Formicidae. The transcript has 27 exons. Gene Ontology annotation, biological process: potassium ion transport; transmembrane transport. The record is from RefSeq and is a predicted model, not a curated record. The coding region runs from base 1481 to 5038 and encodes 1185 amino acids. Gene Ontology annotation, cellular component: postsynaptic membrane.
AGGAAAAGCUCCGAGCUUAUUGGUCCUGGUCCAUUGUUGCGUAUUGAUUGCUGUGGAGCAGUGGUAUGGUCGUCGGGACAUUCGGUCGUCCUCGUCGUCGUCGUCGUCGUCGUCGCCGUCGGUGGUGCUCAGCCGAUUAGGUUAAGAGAAGCGGGCGCGCGCGGUCACAGGUAUAAAGAAGAGAGGAAGAAAAAAGAUAAUAGGGAAAAAUAAAACGUCGUCGUCGUCGUCCGCGUCGUCGUUGCGCAUCGUCCGUUCGCGUUUCGUUCGCGCGUACGCGAUCGCGACCCGCUCUUGCUACGUCCGUACACGCACGCACUUAUAUUGUAAGAAAAAAAAAGUAAAAAGAGCAUAAUCGUAUACAUAUGUAAUAUAUAUAUGUAUACAUAACAGAUAUACAAAAGAGGGUAUAUAUAAAUAUAAGCGGGGGAAACGGAAAAAACUCGUCUCGCGCACUUGUGUAUUCGUACGUGCGCGCGUAUGUGACACGCGGCAGUGUUUAGUGAGUUGUGUCCCCUGUCUGUUCUCUAUUACUCCGGUCAUCCCUUUUGAUUACGGACUCUGGCUGGAAGCGACACACACCUGCGGCAUCAGCGGCGGCAGCGGCAACGGCUGCCGCCGAGGGUGGUGAGAACGAAUCAACACGGCGCAAGCUCUCGGGCCACCAGAAUCGAGCAUCUGAGUGGCUGAUUAUUGCGCGUACCGUGAUAGUUGCGUGGACAGGAAAACGGAGCGCCUUCGCCAAGAACGCCGUACUCGAAACUCGCUGAUACUCGAAUCGCCUGUGUCCAGAGGAGAUAUCGACGUGUACAUCCGCAUUGGUGUAAACUUGUGACGAGAACAGCGAAUUCUCAAUCGGACAGUGGUGCGUCGGUCAGAACGAGUGGUAAUCGAGUGAUCUUUGAGCAAGAAGGCACUUGCGAACGAGAAAAAGGGCAUUACGGAGCAAAUAGAUACAAACAUUAUUAGACAGAAUUGGAAAGACGAUCGUAAAAGAGUGAUAGAAAGAGAGGGGAGUGACGGAAAGAGAGUGAGAAACAGAGAGUGGGGGGUGAAAGAGAGGAGAGGGAAAGAGAGAGAGGGGGAGAGAAAGGAAGAGUGCAAGAGGUGGUGAAAGAGGGAAAUAAAGAGGGGGUUGAGAGAUUGAGAGUGGAAGACGGUCUGCGAUUGUCAACGAGUGUGCGUGGCAGGAGAGAAAGUAAGAAAAGAGGAGAUUCAGCGAUUGUUUUCUUCGAACAGAAAGCGUACUCUUUCACAAAAGAAGAAAAGAAAAGCAAGAAGCUCGUGGUAGCUGCGUACCGCGAAAACGCGGAAGCGGGCCGUGUGCACGGAUCCUUCCUAGCGCGUAUCGCGCAUCCCCGGAGGCGGCGCGAAAUUAUGAAGCGCAUAAAGUGCGUCCUACUGGCCGCCGCAGCUGCCGCUUGUGAUUGUGAUAGUCGCCGGUGAAUGUGUGACCCGGGGGCAGCAGAAAUCCGCCGGGAUGACGACCGAAGGGACGACCAUACAGCCCCCGGAAGUAUGCCUCAAGGAGCGGAAGUGGUGGUGUUUCCUGCUGUCGAGCAUCUUCACCUUCCUCGCCGGGCUGGCGAUAGUGCUCCUCUGGCGUGGGUUCGAGGUCGUCUGCUGUCGCAAGGAGCCCGAGCUCGCCCCAAAUGACCCGAAGCAGAAGGAACAGAAGACGGCCCGUCAGGGCAAGGAGUACGAGGGGAACACUUUUAUGGCCGAGGCCAAGGACUGGGCCGGCGAGCUGAUUUCCGGACAGACCACCACUGGACGUAUCCUGGUGGUGUUAGUUUUCAUUCUCAGUAUAGCAUCGCUUAUAAUAUACUUCAUCGAUGCCUCCAGCAUCAUGGUGGAGCGUUGCCAGAAGUGGAGCAACAACAUUACUCAGCAGAUAGACUUAGCUUUCAAUAUAUUUUUUAUGGUCUACUUUUUUAUACGCUUUAUCGCCGCCAGUGACAAGCUGUGGUUCAUGUUGGAGAUGUAUUCGUUCGUGGACUACUUUACGAUACCACCGUCCUUCGUGUCGAUAUAUCUCGAUCGGACGUGGAUCGGAUUGAGGUUCCUCCGAGCCCUACGACUGAUGACGGUCCCUGACAUCCUCCAGUACCUUAAUGUUCUAAAGACAUCGAGCUCUAUUCGUCUCGCCCAACUCGUCUCCAUCUUCAUUUCGGUCUGGUUAACCGCUGCUGGUAUCAUUCAUUUGCUUGAAAACUCAGGGGACCCUUUCGAGUUCAAGAAUCCACAACAGCUUUCGUACUGGACCUGUGUGUACUUUCUGAUUGUAACGAUGUCCACGGUAGGAUAUGGCGACGUUUACUGCCAGACGGUCCUCGGCCGCACAUUCCUAGUAUUUUUUCUACUCGUCGGUUUGGCAAUUUUUGCUAGUAGCAUACCCGAGAUAAUAGAGCUCGUAGGCAGUAGGUCCAAGUACAGCGGCGAGUACAAGCGGGAGCAUGAUGGAAAGAGACAUAUUGUCGUGUGUGGCCACAUCACCUACGAAUCGGUCUCGCACUUCCUCAAGGAUUUCCUACACGAGGAUCGCGAGGACGUCGACGUAGAAGUCGUCUUCUUGCAUAGAAAAGAGCCGGAUCUCGAAUUGGAGGGUCUCCUGAAGAGGCAUUACACGACCGUGGAGUUUUUUCAGGGCACCAUGAUGAAUGCCGUGGAUCUGGAGCGCGUCAAGGUUCAUGAGGCAGACGCGUGUUUGGUACUGGCGAACAAGUACUGCCAGGACCCGGAUGCGGAAGACGCAGCGAACAUCAUGCGCGUCAUCUCCAUCAAGAACUAUUCGGAUCACAUUCGCGUUAUCAUUCAAUUAAUGCAGUAUCACAACAAGGCCUACUUACUAAACAUUCCAUCGUGGGACUGGAAGCGGGGUGACGACGUCAUAUGUCUGGCGGAGUUGAAACUAGGUUUCAUCGCGCAGUCCUGCCUCGCGCCUGGAUUCAGCACAAUGAUGGCCAAUCUCUUCGCGAUGCGUUCCUUCAAGACGAAAUGGUUGGUUGAUUGGUACCAGUCGCCCGAUAUGCAGGCUUGGCAGAAUGACUACCUGCGUGGAACCGGAAUGGAGAUGUACACCGAGACACUGAGCCCUACCUUCAUUGGAAUGCCCUUUGCAAAAGCUACUGAGUUAUGCUUCACAAAACUGAAGCUCUUGCUACUGGCCAUCGAGAUAAAGGGCGAAGGAGGCUGCGACAGUAAAAUCUCGAUUAACCCACGUGGUGCCAAGAUCGGUGCAAAAACUCAGGGAUUCUUCAUUGCUCAAUCUGCUGACGAAGUAAAGCGGGCGUUCUUUUAUUGCAAAGCAUGCCACGACGAUAUUAAAGACGAGACUCUGAUCAAGAAGUGCAAAUGCAAAACUUAUGUGGGGAUGAUGAUGCUGCAGACUGGCAUGGUGAAGAGAAACACUGCCUACAGCAGUUACCUCGACGACGCCACAUUCCGGAAAGGCGUGCGAGCUGUUCAGAUGAUUGGAAGAGCAAACGACCACCAUCCUCCUCCUACAUUCACUCCGCCAGAACUGCCCAAGAUGGUUCACGUAAGAGGUGAAAUCAGCCGCGAACGAGACGAUCCGAAUGUUAUGAGAAAUCAUCGAAACUCAGUCGGGAUGACUUUGAUAAAUUCGACGAAGCAGGUCAACAAGGUGAAACCGAACGUGAAUCGAGCGACGAACGACAGUCUGUCCAGCCCGAAUCAGCCGUAUAAUCAAAGAUCGCAAGAGGAGUCCGCAUACGCUGGCUACCAUCUCGCCUACGAAGUCAAAAAGCUCAUGCCAACGAGCAGAGCCUCGGGUGGCACGAACGUUAACAACAACGGCGGUCUUCAGGUCGGGAUCGCUGACGAUCAAGCGAAAGAUUUCGAUUUCGAGAAGACCGAGAUGAAGUACGACUCGACGGGGAUGUUCCACUGGAGCCCCUCGCGUAAUCUCGAAGACUGCAUACUGGAUCGUAAUCAGGCGGCGAUGACAGUUCUUAACGGACACGUCGUCGUCUGCCUGUUCGCCGAUCCCGACUCGCCCCUCAUCGGACUGAGGAAUCUUGUCAUGCCAUUACGAGCUUCCAAUUUUCAUUAUCACGAGCUUAAACACGUAGUGAUAGUUGGAUCGGUGGACUACAUACGCCGCGAGUGGAAAAUGCUGCAGAAUCUACCGAAGAUAUCGGUUCUAAAUGGUUCGCCAUUAAGCAGAGCUGAUUUGCGUGCCGUUAACGUAAAUCUGUGCGACAUGUGUUGCAUCCUGUCGGCUAAAGUGCCUAGCAAUGAUGACCCCACCCUCGCCGACAAGGAGGCCAUCCUCGCAUCCCUCAAUAUCAAGGCCAUGACUUUCGACGAUACAAUCGGCGUACUCAGCCAAGCAGAUAAUAAACAAGGUAAUUUGACCGCAGUUGGCAGCCCGAUUGUCUUGCAGCGACGAGGAUCUGUUUAUGGAGCAAAUGUGCCAAUGAUCACAGAGCUUGUGAACGACAGCAACGUGCAGUUUCUUGACCAGGACGACGACGAUGACCCGGACACGGAACUCUACCUCACUCAACCGUUCGCCUGUGGUACUGCCUUCGCAGUCAGCGUAUUGGAUUCACUUAUGUCGACGACAUACUUCAACCAAAAUGCGUUAACUCUAAUUCGAUCAUUGAUCACCGGUGGAGCUACGCCUGAGUUGGAACUGAUCCUGGCUGAAGGAGCAGGCUUAAGGGGAGGGUAUAGUACGGCAGAUAGCCUGUCUAAUCGGGAUCGGUGUCGUGUUGGUCAGAUCGCGUUAUACGACGGGCCAUUGGCUCAAUAUGGCGAGGGAGGCAAGUACGGUGACCUCUUUGUCGCAGCAUUAAAGUCGUACGGAAUGCUGUGCAUUGGUCUGUACAGGUACAGGUUUCGAGACACUAGCUCGUCGUGUGACGCCUCUUCCAAACGAUACGUGAUCACAAAUCCACCAGAUGAUUUCACGUUAUUACCUACAGAUCAGGUUUUCGUGCUGAUGCAAUUCGACCCGGGUCUUGAAUACAGGCCGAGCAGAGGUGCCCGAGGCAAGGACGACUCCUCCUGAUUGUUGCUGUGUAGCGCCCUCACCGACGGACCAUAUUCUUACAUCUAAUCAUGCAUUAGAAACCAUCGUGCAGUCCGUCGUCCCUAAAACUGUCCUGUCUUCGACGAACGCCACUGUCACAUGACAUCGCGCAUUAUCAACGAGUUUAUCGCGAAUUAUCGUUCACAAGGCGGAUUGCAACCAUAUCCAUUUCCUCGACUGACCGAUACAUAUAGCGACAGUGCAUAGCAAAUGUAACGCUUAUUCGCCGAUUCGAUCACUCCUAAAAAGGUUUGACCUCGUUCGCCCCCCGUAUAUGGAAAAUCAUUCUCACCGAGUCAUCGAAUAUCUCGAGAGUGAUGCACGAUUCCCGACAGGAAAAAUCAUCACGAGAACUCGGGAGAGAAAGCCUAAUAAACAUGUUAUUAAUGACAAACGAGAAAACGAGGAGAAGGCUGAAGAGGAUAUGCCAGAAGAGGAGGACAAUGGAAGGGGCAACGGAAAAUGGCAUGAUGCUAUGCGGUCCGAGGGUAGCUACACACUCUCUUUUCCUUUAUUCGAGCUAAUCAUCCUCGCUCGAAGAUGAUGCUGUAAGGACUGAAUUAGACAUUUCGUAAAACGUAACACUGUGUUAUCGAGCCCCCUACCGAUUCUUUGUGACUGGGAAGGAGAAAAGUGAACGGGGGAAGGGACACGUAACUUAAAGUUCUUAGCACGUGGCUUAGCCUCGGCGAGCGCUGUGGAAUUGCAGUAACCUACGCACGAUGGAGAACGGAAGAACAAUCGUUGUCACAGUCAACUCUCCAGUUAUUUUUUUUUUUCCGGCACGUGUUAAUGUAUAUAAUACGUAACCCAGAGAACACCGUCGUUCAACGUGCUGUGAGAGGGCGACGAGACGACGGGAGGAGGGGGAGGAGUGCAGCGGACUGGACACGUUCGUCGAUGUAUUUCCCUCAUCGAGAGACGAUUCCUCUCAUCCCGAUCUCACGUCGGAGUCUCACGGACGGUGCCGGAUUACUACGCGCAACCCUUACCUCGUGUGUCUUGUUUUACGACUAAUGAAACCGAAAAAAAAUCUCAAUCAAGCACUUUCUACAGGCUCUAUAUAUAUGUAUAUAUACAUAUACAUAUAUACAUAUAGAUACAACUACGAUAAAAUACCCUUUUCCACACAACUUUAAGAAUAAAUCGUCUAUAUAUCGGUAUAUAUACAUUAUAGGUAUAUAUGCACAUAUAUAUACAUAUAUAUACAUAUAUAUACAUAUAUAUGUAUAUAUGUAUGUAUGUAUACUCAUAGACAUUCUCUCUUUUAUAUAUUUUUGUGAAACUCACGUGUGUAUAUAUAUAUACGGACGUACAUAUAUAUAUAUAUAUAUAUAUAAAAAAGGAAGAAAAAUAUACAUAUGUGUAAAAGAAAUACACAGAUACACACCUGUACACAAAUAUUCUAUACCUCUCUCCCUUCAUACACAAACCACAUACAUACACAUACUUUUUUUUCUAUUUUUCGUACAUUUUUUCUCUCUCUCUCUUUUUUUCUGUCUAUCUUCCUUUCUCUUGUUGCGCGUACGUACGUACGCGCGUGCAACGUCAACCCUUUCGUUCAUACACAGAAAGAAACACGCACAUAUAAUCACACACGUACGCGAACAGGCAUGUACAUUACGACAUACGCGCAAUCACAGAUACGAAUUAACAAUUCGACCUACAUACAUGUACUAACAUAUACAAACAUCUCUCUCUUUCUCUCUCUCUAUAUAUAUACACGCACAUACAUGCAAAGUUGAAAAUUAGACUGAAGAUCGCACACAGCAUGUGCGUGAGACUGUUCUUCAGAAAAGAAACGUGGCAAAUAGAGUUGAAAAAAGAAAACGAACGAAAAAGGAAGAGAGAUCAUUCAUGUCGACGCUAAACGUGCGUGUUGGCCACCGCGGGACACCACGGGGUCUCGCGCUCUGAUCACUACAGGAAUCGCAGACUGAAUUGCCCAUAAACUGAGGAGUAGCAAGCAGUAGAAGAGAGAGAGAGAGAAAAAAGGGAGAAGCAGACAGAUUAAGAAACUAGCUGUGGUAGUCGCUGCCGUGUUUCGUAUUACGCAUACACCUUGUAUAAUUGUCGUCAUCGUCGUCGUCGUCGCUGUCGUCGUCCUCGUCGUCCUCGUCGUCGUCGUCGUCGUCGUCGUCGUCGUCGUCGUCGUCGUCGUCGUCAUCGUCGCCGCCGCCGCCGCCGCCGCCGCUACCGCUGCUGUUGCUGCUGCUGCUGCUGCUGCUGUUUGCAAUAUCCACGUGCACUGUUCACUGCCACUGCAGUUCAUGUUAAUAUCGUUGUACAUAACUUUCUAUGUAUAGCUCGAGUGCGUCAAAAAAGAGAAAAAAAAAGAAAAAAGGAUAAACAAGGCGAGGCGCGCGAGUGGACACGCACCCUGCCAAGUACAAAAGAAUACGUAGCGCCGGUCGCACAGGGCUGAGCUGCACUGACAAUCCGAACGAACUUCCGAUUGGUGAAAUUAUUGGUAGAGGCAUUAACGUGGACGGAAGAGGAAAGCUUAAUAAAUUGUAUAACAAAAAUUGCGAUACACUUGUGUAAUACGGAUAAUGCUAAUUUAGAUAAUUGCGUUCAACGCGCCGGACGAUGUCGGUGCAACUAGCCCGAGGAUUGCUGUUCACGCAGGGUCUCUUGAAAUCUCGCGGUUCGCGCGAGAAACGUAUCUCACCGAAAUAUUUAACUUUUGUCGCCAGAUUGUACGAAACUACGUUGUGAAAAUACUUCAUUAUCAGCACAAACCAAAUAUAGUUUUGCACCAUCUGUUAAACGAAUAUUCAUGCACCGAGAUAGAAAGAGUGAUAAUUUUUUUCGUUGAUCAACCUUACUUGAUGGAUUAUCUUUUCGAUUAAACAGUUUUAAGGAUGGUUACAUGUAGAGAUUAGAAAUUUAGAAAUUUUAAUGGUGCAAAACUCUUUUUGAAGCGUGUGCAUUUUUGUCAAGCGAGAUAUUCUUUUGCGUUGCAAAGUCGAUACAUUAUUUUUUCUUUUUUUUUUUACAAAUUGUAGCCGCGGAACAAAUGUAACCGCUGAAUGCAAACAAUCAAUUAAAAAAUUUUUUAGUUUUGAUGUGGUAAAUUUAUGGAAUAAAAAAUUAUUUCAUUUAAAAAAUAUUGAAUUUUGUAUAGCAUAUUUUCAAAGUGUGUCGAAAAAAGUGUUGUUAAUUCGUUGUAUAAUAGCUGUAAUUCCAUUGGUUAGUUUGGUUUAGCUUACAGUUAAAAUUAUCGGAUGUUUUCCUUUUUUUUUCUUUUCCUAAAUAUGUUAUCUGUAUAAAGCAAUCCUAAAUAUUUUAAUCAUAUAUAUGCGUUCUCUUAGUACGUAAUUUACCUACAAGCUCAUAAUGUUCAAAAUAUUAAAAAUUUUUGAUUUGGUUCUACAGAAAUUGAGGUUCGUCUUGAACAUCGAGGCUAGUAGUCAUGUAGUUCGUUCUUAUAUCCCAAAUUAUCUUAAAUACAAUCUUAAAAUGUAAUAAAUCAAUCACAGAGCCAUUAGCAUUUUCUUUUAGACUAUACUUAAGACGAUCUUAAAAGAGAUUGGAUUUAAGAACGAAUUUAAGACCAUGAAUACCAGCCCUAUUAUUAAAAGACGAUUCAGGAUAAGCUGAUUUAGUUUGAUCAAAAAACUGUACUCGUAUAAAUUAACAUUGUAUUUUCGAAUUCCGUGCACCUUUGUGCUUGUCUUUCAUCUUUCUCCCAGUCACACAUCUCAAAAUUGAAAUUCGAGAGAAUGCAAUUGGAACAAUACAAAUUUCGAUGAUUGUAGAAUACCAAAUACGCAGUGUGUUUACUAAAAAUGAAAAUUAAAAAAAAAAAUUUUCUUCAAUUUUUGUAAAUAGACUUCAGUAAAGAGCUCUCUCUUUUUCUCUUAUGAUAAAUUUCGCAUAUAAGAAAUAUCUAAAAUAAAUUUAAAUUUGAAUUUAUAAACUAAAUUUUGUCAUAUUUUUACGAAAUUUGUUGUAUAUAUAACAACUUUGACGAAGUAAUUAUAGAGUCAAGUUCUGAAAUUUUUCAUUUUUGCUAAUUCGUUAGUUUUUUCGUGUUGAAAGGAGUGAGUGUUACAAUCGAAUAAGAAACUGAUAGAAAAGUCGGCUAGGAGAAAGUUGUAAGAUAAAAAUCUCGAUUAACAAAUGCGUAUCAAACUCGUGCAUAUUCUCUAGCUUUUAUUCUCAAGAAAUAUUCAGUAUUUUUUUUUUCUUCGAAUUCCUAGCAAAGGAACAUUUAUCCGUGAACCAUGAGAAUGCGAGCGAGUCCUUCGCGUUUCGAAUGCCGGAGCGAACUUCGAAAGAGCUUCGGCGACUCUGUCUCGCCUUGAUGCGAUUCUAUACGAAAAUAAUACAAAUUUGUGCGUUAGAUUUCGUGGAAGUCGUUUAUUAAGCGACAAAAAAAAAGAAAAUUUGUCGGAGCCUUGUGUAGAGAUUUAGAUGAUUGGUCGGAGAUUUGCGUCGCGCGGGACGAGCCGAAUUAAAAGGAUGUAAAUUAAAAAAACUUGGGGAUUCGCGGCAGCGUUUCCAUAAAUUAUUGUAUCUCUUUAGUGCCAUAUAAAAGAUUAUAGAUUAUAGAUUAAUGCGGAAAAACGAUAUCCGCGUGUUUACGUUAACAAAGAUACUAUUUUUAAAAUAAUUCUUGCAAAAUUAAUUUGAAAUAAAACGCUCGUGUUAUUUGGCAAAUUUAUAAAUUAUGUGAGCAACUUAUGGCUGGUUAGUCGCGCGUCGCAAAUCGCUCAUGCACUCUCUUUAAGAAUUAAAUCACGCACCGAUUCAAUCAGUAUCAUCAACCGUCGUCAUGUUCUCGUUGCGUCUUGUGGAGUAAAUCUGACGCAUUUGUGUGUAUGUGGAACGUGUGUGUAUCUAAACAAAGUAUAUACUUUGAAGUAUAUACAUAUAUAUAUAAGCCCAUAAAAAAUCGAACAAAGAACCCGCAGUGGUUCAAGAUAUAAGUAUAUAUAUAUAUGGGGAUUUAAAAAAAUGUAAAAAAAAGAAGAGGGAAUUAAUGGCGCGCUGAGCGUACGCCACCUCAUUGACCUCAUCUAAUGCUUUUUUAUCUGUACAUUUACAAUUUGUGUACCAAUGAGGAACGUUGUUUAAUCAUGUUGUUGAUGUUAUUGUUAAAGAAUGAGAUUCAAUAUUGUACAUAACUAUAUAUUCAUUAUAAUUGAUGAUAUAAAUAAUUAUAUACAUAAAAGAGUAAAUCCCCCAGAGAGUCCCUCUAUGCCUCGCGUUUCGAUAUGCGGAUCCACGUCACUUUGUAAUAAAAAGACAAGUACUUUACAAACUUGUGUUGAGCAGGAUGGAACUGUCGGCAUAACAACCACGUUAUCGUACAUUCAGGCCGUGUAAGUGGCAUUCAAGUGCCUCUAUUACAUUUCAACAGUUAUCUUUUAUCGGCUUAUUUGUUCGAUAUGCUGACAGGAAUUAUCCGUAAGCUCAUGAUUUGUAUUUGUCACGUAGUUCAUAGCUACACAUAGAAUUUGAUAGCUCAAUGAAGAAGUAUUGCAGUUUGAAAAAGAGGAUUAUUUUCAAGUCACCGGUGGCGUAUAUAUUUCUUCGUUAUGUUCGACGAAUUGCAUGUUAAAUGCUAAUAGCAUGUAUUAAAUAUUUCUAACACAGUUGAUACAUCAAUAUAAAUGAUAUAUUAAUGGUUUUAAUAUA